Molecule: messenger RNA, 576 nt
Organism: Penicillium nucicola
Lineage: Eukaryota; Fungi; Ascomycota; Eurotiomycetes; Eurotiales; Aspergillaceae
Exons: 2
Coding region: 1-576 (191 amino acids)
Source: RefSeq, a predicted model, not a curated record
AUGUAUUGUCGAAGAAAAGAAGCAACUGCAGUGACGACGACUCCAUCUCCACCACUGGGAGAUCUCCUCGCAGCUGUUCAGCUUGACGACCUUCAAGAGCCUACAGAUCAGACGGAUGGCCUUGCAAUCAUCGCUGAUAGUCAGUAUCUUACGUCCUACAACUGGCUCUACAGUGUAGAGCAUCAGAUCUUCGUUCCAAAUAGGAGUGUUUUCAUAUACAGUGAGCCACCGGCCUGGACACCUCCCUCCAAGCAUCCCAAGCUUCAGGAAGACUCCGGUCAAUACUAUCGUGAUUUGAACGCUGCAAGAUCUCCCAUCUACCCAGUGGACCCAAUGAUCCAAGCAGUCUUGACAGAUAAAUCCGAGUUUUAUUUGGACAGCUUGGACAUUGUUGGGUGUAGUAGCAUGAUGGGUAAUCUCCCUCGCUUUGUGCGUGAGCAAAACAGACCUUUCAGAAUGCUUGUGGGGGUCAUUGGGAACACCGUCUUCUUGAUCUGGAGAGAGAACUCACCCACCGAAAAGAUCAUCGGGGUGUUUGGAUAUGGAUAUGCCUUUCCCGAGGCAAAUACCACAUGA